UCUCUCCUCCUCUCUCUGUGUGUAUCUCUCUUUCAAACACUAUAAAAAACUCUCUUUGGCCGAUUAGAAGCAACUCGUCAAAGGAAAAGUUUUGUUUUUUGAAUGUGUUUGUAGCUUUGAAUUUUUGUUUUGAGUUUUGAAAGAAAGACCCCUUUUUGUUAUCUGGGUCGGUAAGAUUUUCGGGUCUUGUGGGAGUUCUGUGGAGCUAGAAAGUGUUUUCUUGGUGGGUUUUGGUCUUCUUGGGUGGAAGACGUGUUUGAGAGGGUUUUGACUUUUCAAGCGCACGAUGAUCCAUGAGGGAUCAUUCAAAAUCUUUGCAUGUGACUUCUUCUAAUGGUGUCUGCCCCUUCUGAGCUCUGGUGAUUCUAGGGUUUGUGCGUUGGAAGAGUGAUUGAGAUAUAAUUGGGUUCAUUUGCUUCAAGAAUCAGAAAAGCAUAGGAGGACAUUGGUUUAAGUGUAUUACGAAGAAACCAGUAUGGUUGCAAAAGACCGUUCGAAUGCUACAGACUCUCCUAAUAAGGUGGAGGUGGGAGAGAUAGACACCAGGGCGCCUUUCCAAUCUGUGAAAGAUGCAGUCACAUUAUUUGGUGAAGGUGCUUUCUCUGGGGAGAGACCUGCCAUUAAGAAGACAAAACCUUAUUCUGCGGAGAGGGUAUUGGCCAAGGAGACACAGCUUCAUCUGACCCAGAAAGAACUGAACAAGUUGAAGGAACAACUAAAGAGUGCCGAAACUACUAAAUCACAGGCACUUGCUGAGCUUGAAAGGGCUAAGGUCACAGUUGAUGAUCUGACCCAGAAGCUGAAAUCUCUGAUUGAAUCCAAGGAAUCUACAAUCAAGGCAACUGAAGCUGCUAAGAAUCAGGUGAAGCAAUUUGGAGAAGCAGACAGCGACAGCGUUCUGGGAAAAGAUGGUGCCUGGAAACAAGACUUAGAAACAACAAGAACUCAGUACAUGACAGUAAUUACCGAACUUGACGCUGCAAAACAAGAAUUAAGGAAACUUCGUCAGGACUGUGAUGUGUCAUUGGAUGCAAAAGUUUCUGCCUUCAAACAAGAAGCAGAGGCCAAAGAUGCUGCAAAAGCUAAUGUUGAACGAGUUGGUGAGCUCGCGAAGGAAAUUUCAGCUGUGCAGGAGUCAAUAGGGCAAGUUAAACUUGCUUCCUUGCAAGCCCAGCAGGAGCAAGCCAAGAUAUUUUCGGAGAAGAAUGAACAGAGGCAGUGGCACAAAGCCACACUAGAGGAGUCAGCUAAAAAAUUAAGUGCUUUGAAAAAGGAGUUUGAUCCAGAGCUUUCUAGAAGUCUUGAAGCACAGCUUGCUGAAACAUUGAAUGAAAUUGGGUCUAUGGAAAAGCAACUGGAGAAUGCCAAAGCUUCUGAUUUGGAUUCUGUGAGAACUGUCACUUUGGAGCUGGACGGUGCAAAAGGGUCGCUACAGAAAGUUGCAGAAGAGGAAAACUCACUCCGAAGCUUGGUUGAGUCUCUGAAGGUGGAACUAGAGAAUGUGAAGAAAGAGCACGCUGAACUGAAGGAAAAAGAAGCGGAAACAGAAUCCAUUGCUGGUAACUUGCAUGUUAAACUUCGGAAAUAUAAAUCUGAGCUUGAAGCUUGCCUUGCAGAAGAGUCCAAAACCAGAGGUUCUUGUGAUGAUUUGAUAUCAACGCUGGACCAGUUAACGUUGGAAACUCGAAAUGCAAAAGGGGAAGCAGAAGAAAUGAAGAAUAAAGCCGAGGAAUUGAAGAAGGAAGCUGAAGCCACCAAAGUUAUUGUAAAAGAAGCAGAAGAGAAUCUCAGGAUUGCUCUAGAAGAAGCUGAGGAAGCUAAAGUGGCUGAGGAAAGAGCCCUUGAUCAGAUUAAGGCGUUAUCCGAUGAAACUAAUGCUGCACGAGCCUCGACCUCUGAGUCUGGUGCCAAUAUCACAAUCUCAAGGGAAGAGUUCAACUCUUUGAGCCGCAAAGUUGAGGAGUCUGACAAAUUAGCUGACAUGAAAGUGGCUGCUGCCAUGGCGCAGGUGGAAGCUGUGAGGGCUAGUGAAAAUGAGGCUCUGAAGAGGUUAGAGACAAUCCAGAAAGAGAUCGAGGAUACGAAGGCUGCUACAGAGGAUGCACUGAAGAAGGCACAGAUGGCUGAAGCGGCCAAGAAGGCAGUAGAGGGAGAAUUGAAAAGGUGGCGGGAUCGCGAGCAAAAGAAGGCAGCCGAAGCUGCAUCUCGCAUAUUAGCAGAAACAGAGAUGUCAACAGAAUCAUCAUCAUCCCCACACCACUACCGAGUCCAAAAUCCAAACCCUCCAACCAAAGUCAUCGAGACGCGAAAGUUGGACAAAGAGAAGUCAUCUGUUUCAAAGAAAGCACUCUUGCCUAAUCUCAGCGGCAUUUUCAAUCGAAAAAAGAAUCAGAUUGAAGGUGGGUCUCCUUCUUUCCUCCCUGGUGAGCAAGCCCUGUGAGAUGUUUUGAUCUUGCAAAACAACAACCUUUUAUGAGAUUGUGAAUAAAUGGUUGAAGACAGGAAAGAUGUCUGUUUGUGUCUGCAUUUUAGAAGUUUGCAGUUAAAACAAAUUUGUUAUUAUCUGUGCAGAAGGAAAAAAAAGUUGAGUUUGGGAUGGAAGUGAUCAAUCAAAGGGGUAGUGUGAUUUUUUUGUUGUAUAUGAGACAGCCAUUUUGUAGAUUAUUGAUUGAAAUUUUCUUGUGAUA
This is a messenger RNA of Humulus lupulus (European hop), 2687 nucleotides long. RefSeq names its product WEB family protein At5g55860. Lineage: Eukaryota; Viridiplantae; Streptophyta; Magnoliopsida; Rosales; Cannabaceae. The transcript has 4 exons. The record is from RefSeq and is a predicted model, not a curated record. The coding region runs from base 476 to 2440 and encodes 654 amino acids.